AUGUCAAUAAAAAAAAUUAAUAAUCAAGAUAUAUUUUAUAAUGUAAUUGAUAUUGGUCUUCGUAUGUACGGUAAUGGAUAUCCUUAUCCAACACAUACUGUUGAUUAUAUUGUUGAAUAUUGUCGUCAACAACUUCGGCAUUAUUUUAUUGAACAUAAUCAAUUGAUAAUAACAAAUCAAAAUAAUAAUAAUAAUAAUAAUAAUAAUAAUCUAUUAUCAUAUCUUAGUACACUUGUAUAUACGUCACGUCAUAAAAAAUCUCGUCUUAAACGACUUCAACAGUUUGUUCAAGCAAAAGAUCGACCAACAUUACAACAAGAAGAAUUAGUUGAAAAUAUUGGAAAAGAUAAAAAAAUGACAAUUGCUGAUAGAUUUGAACGAAUAUGUCAUCAAACACAAAUUUGUAUUUAUGACAACGAAAAUAAAUCGACACGACCAAUAUUAGAUCGUCAACGUUCUCGUCAAUAUGCUCGUCUUGAUGUUUAUUACAAAAGUGAUACAUUAACACCAAAUGCUUAUUUAUCAUUUGUUGAACAACAACAUAGUUCUUUCAAUAAUCUUCGUUCAUUAUCAUCAAUUGAUAUUGAACAUUGGCUUAAAUUAAAUAAUUUAACUUCAUCAAAAAAGUUUUCAUCAAAUCAAGAUUUUCGUUUAGCUGAAAUUUGUUUAUUUCUUAUCAAAGAAAUUCUUCUUAAUCUAAUGGAUAAAGUUUAUCAUUCAUCAAUUCGAUGUGAUAUUCAUGAUAUACUUCGUCGUCAACACUGGCCUAUUCAAGAUGCAUUUAGUGAUAUUGGAUUAGAAUUUGUUCGACAAUUAUUAAGACGUCAAACACCUACUCAUGUUAUAGCAACAUGUCAACAAACAACCGAUGAUCGUUUAUCUAAUUUACAAAAAGAAUAUUUACGAAAUUCUCUUCAUCGCUUAGAUGUUUUGAAAUUAGAUGUUUGCCAUCAAGAUCAAUUUGAUACGUUUGGCUUACAAGUUGAAUAUUGUUUAAAUGACUUUAAAACAUCAAUGGGGACUGGAUAUGCUUAUUAA
Messenger RNA from Rotaria sp. Silwood2, 1038 nucleotides. The record is from the annotation of a GenBank genome assembly. Lineage: Eukaryota; Metazoa; Rotifera; Eurotatoria; Philodinida; Philodinidae.